Messenger RNA from Dermatophagoides pteronyssinus (European house dust mite), 1549 nucleotides. RefSeq names its product UDP-glucose 4-epimerase-like. The record is from RefSeq and is a predicted model, not a curated record. Lineage: Eukaryota; Metazoa; Arthropoda; Arachnida; Sarcoptiformes; Pyroglyphidae. Gene Ontology annotation, cellular component: cytosol. Gene Ontology annotation, molecular function: UDP-glucose 4-epimerase activity. Gene Ontology annotation, biological process: beta-D-galactose catabolic process via UDP-galactose, Leloir pathway.
CAACCUACCAAGCAAUUUUUUUUAAUUUUUGAUUUAUCAGCUUGCAGCUAUUGUCAAAUUCAAAUUAUUGCCAACUAUCAUUUGUGAUUUUUUAUUAUUUGUGCAAAAAAAUCCUUGAAGAUCCAUCAUUGCAUCUGAGAAUUUGUUCAAACUUUUAUUCAAAUUUGUCAUUUAAAAAUGAAUAAUAACUUAAUUUUAGUAACCGGUGCUGCCGGUUAUGUUGGUUCCCAUUGUCUUGUUGAAUUAUUGAAUAAUGGUUAUGAUGUUGUGGUCAUCGAUAAUUGUUCCAAUUCUAUACACUUGAAUGGUAAAAAUAUGCCUGAAAGUUUGAUUCGUGUGCAAUCAAUUACUGGUCGACAAUUAGUAAAUUUCUACAAAGAAGAUAUUAAUAAUGUUACUAAAUUAGAGGAAAUAUUCAACAAACAUCGAUUCAUUGCUGUCAUGCAUUUUGCAGCCUUAAAAGCAGUCGGUGAAUCAUGCAAAAUACCACUGGAUUAUUAUCACAACAAUGUUAGCGGAACUAUAACAUUGUUAGAAGUGAUGAGAAAAUAUGGUGUUAAAAAGUUUAUUUUUUCAUCAUCAGCUACAGUUUAUGGUUAUCCAGAUUAUUUGCCAAUCGAUGAAAAUCAUCGAACUGGAAAUGGAUGUACAAAUCCUUAUGGUCGAACAAAAUACUUCAUUGAAGAAAUAUUAAAAGAUUUGUGUGCCUCAGAAAAAGGUUGGUGUGUGGCAUCAUUACGAUAUUUUAAUCCGGUCGGUGCACAUGAAUCUGGCGAAAUUGGUGAAGAUCCUCAAGGUAUUCCAAAUAAUUUGAUGCCAUUCAUAUCUCAGGUAGCUGUACGGCGACAGCCUUUUCUCAAAGUAUUUGGUAAUGAUUUCAAAACUGCCGAUGGAACCGGUGUACGUGAUUAUAUACAUAUCAUGGAUCUAGCUGCCGGACAUUCAAUAACAUUAGAAAAUAUUCUGAAAAAAGAAUGGACUGGUUGGAAUGUCUAUAAUUUUGGAGCCGGUACAGGAUAUUCAGUAUUAGAUGUAAUCGCAGCAUUUGAAGAAUCAACUGGCAUUAAUAUCCCAUAUAAAAUUUGUAAUAGACGUGCUGGUGAUGUGGAUGAAUUGUGGGCUGAUAUUCGAAAAGCACAGAACAAAUUGAACUGGAAACCAAAAUGGACAUUGAAAGAUAUGUGCGCACAUAGCUGGAAAUGGCAAUCAAAAUAUCCGAUGGGUUAUCGAACUCUUCGACACAAACAACAACAUGAUACGAAUGAUGGAAACCUGAACGGUAACUUUAUGGCUAAUAAUAAUAAUGUUGAUAAUUUUGUUCAACUAUCACAACAGCAACAGCAACGAAAAGAACAUUUUUUAGACAUGUCAAUGAUGGAAAACAAAACGGCCAAUGAAACUUUAUUAAAAACUAAAAUAUUCAAAGGAAAACGAUUUGCACUUGAAGUUAACAAUAAUGAAGAAGAUAUUAUUGUAUAGAUUUGACAAUAAAAUCAGAAAAAAGACCAAACAAUACAAACAUUCAUCUAGUCUUACAAUCAAUCAUUUU